Messenger RNA from Copidosoma floridanum, 1749 nucleotides. RefSeq lists its product as uncharacterized. NCBI's taxonomy places the organism in Eukaryota, Metazoa, Arthropoda, Insecta, Hymenoptera, Encyrtidae. The record is from RefSeq and is a predicted model, not a curated record.
AUGAUUUAUCUCAGCGACAUUAUCCAUGAAUCAGAAAGCGACAACGAAGGCCUAAGUAAUAUAAUAACCGACAUGUGCAGACCAGGGCCCAGUAGAAAACAGCAAAAAGAAAACAUGAAGGAACAGACGUUGGAAUUAGAGCUGGAACCAGAGGGGUGUGAGAAGCUUGACGCUCUAGACGAGAAAACCAAGGCGAUAGUAAUGAGCCUGUUUUCAAAGAUGAAGGCAAAGUUAAAGAAAGCGGAGGAAACGGAUGCACAACACAGAACGGUCACAAAGACUAUCCGAAGUUUAUCACCGGGAAAGAUAAAUCCCAAAGGUAUAUUUCGCGACACAGAAACAAACACGGGACUUGUGAACAGAGGGGCUGGUCUUCUUUUGGGCGAACGAGUCAUCGAGCAAAGCGCAAAUAGGGAUAGAAUAUGGGGUGGCACAGAUCACACUAGACCCCAAUUCACGGACUACACACAAGCGACGAACAGCUAUAAUCACCCACGCAGACCACAGAAUGCGCAGCAUAACAUGCUGCCAUCGCUCAGUCAUAUGGCAAGCAACAUCCCGUUUUUUGAUGGUGAUCCAAUCAAUCUGCCACUAUUCUAUAAGGAUGGUGAGGAUGACCACGCAAAUGACUGGCUCAAUUUGCAGACUGGGACAGUCCAGGAAUUUCUUCACGAACUGUCAAGGAGAUACGGCAGCAUCAAGAACGCGGACACACUGAUGGCACAGCUGAAAAUAAUCAGGCAGCAAAGCCGAAAAUCAAUAGAGGACUACAGCGGAAGAGGACAACGACUGUACAAUAGGCUAACGAUGCUGCAUGACUCGAAUCCGAGCCUGUUUCCAAUUCAAAAGCAGGUUCUAAAAGAAAGCUCAGAAGAUAAGGCAGUCAAGCAAUUCACAUACAGCUUGCAUCCAACGUACAGAUGUAAGAUCACAUGCUUGAACCCGAGGACCUUCUGCGAAGCAAUCAUAGAGGCGCUGAAAAUGGAGAGCGAUUUUAGUUUGCGGCAUGCAAUACCGGUGAGUGCACUGCCUACAUAUAAUACGACAACCGAGAUGGGACCCCUAGUAAAUCUAGCAAGCAAGGAAGAAAAAAGAAUGGAGAUCACUAAAGGGGCACAAGGGGCAACAGCAAGUGAAAAACGCUGUAUAUACUGCAAGGGCCAAACCGGACACUCAGUCAAGGAAUGCCGAAGAUUGAUGGCUUUGAUAAAUGACAGGAAAACGUCGAGAGAUAAUGGGAGGGAACCAAAAGAAAACUCCAACUAUUGUCAGAGAUCGGGACAUAAUGUGAUAGACUGCCACUCACAACAUAUGAAUAUUAACAGAAACGCCUAUUACCACGGGAACGGAAAUGACAAUUUGCACAACAAUAAUUACAAUAAUUACAACAGGGGCUAUAACAAUGGCCCUUCGGAGCCGUACUACAGAAAUGAUAACAACUACAACAGAAACAACAAUUACAAUACUGGAAAUAACGGAAGCAACAAUGACAACACUGGAAAUAACGAAAACGGCAAUUACAACAAUAGAAAUAUCAAUUAUUAUGAUAGGAAUAAUUACAAUAACAGGUACAAUAACUAUAAUCCCAGGGGCAGUAAUUAUUACUCCAACCGUGGCUACGGUGACCCUUAUAAUAACAACAACGGAGAAGCAUUCAACCGUUAUAGAAACAACAUUGAAGGGACCCACCGCAGCAAAGAAGCGGCGAAUACGGCCCUGACAAUACGAGAGACGCACCCGUAUCUUUAA